Molecule: messenger RNA, 3602 nt
Organism: Schistosoma intercalatum
Lineage: Eukaryota; Metazoa; Platyhelminthes; Trematoda; Strigeidida; Schistosomatidae
Source: the annotation of a GenBank genome assembly
GAUUCAUUUAUUCGUUUAGAAAAAUUGAUAUAAUAUUUUGUAGAAAAUAUUGAAGGUUUCAAUUAUGGAAAUUUUAUAAUAAUGAAGUUAUACAAAUGUAUUUAUUAGUAAUUGCGUUAAUUGUAUUACUUCAACGACAAAAACAACAACGCCAAUGAAAGAAUCCAUUUUCUUACUUUAUUGAAGGGAUAAUUACCGGAGGAUAAUAAUAUUUAGUAAUUGAAUGUUAUAAUUUACAAAAAUUGAAUGAAACAAUCAGGAUCUAUUUACUUUUCCUUUGUUGUUGUGAUAAUUUAUUUGAAAAUACACUUAACAAAUAUUCUCAUGGAAGAGUCAUUUCAAUUGUUGAUAGAAUGAUUGGAUAAUCGACUAAGUUAUAAUGACAUAAAUUACCAAAAUAGACAUUGUAACAGUUAGUGCUUCGUAUCAUCAGUCCUCGCUUUUUUCUCUCUCAGAAUGAUUCAAUUCCAUUCAUUAAAAAAAUAGAACAUACUGUAAACUGUAAUGUGACAAUGAUAUUGUGUAUAACUGUAUUAUUGAUGACAUGAUAAUUAUUGUCUUUAUUAGUCAAUAUUUACUGUGUAUAGAAACAAGUGAAAAUAUGUUUCAAUCUUUGAAGGUCGAUUUACCAAAUUAUAAAACACAAAUCAAUUUUCCCAACAAUAUGAAUCAGUCAAAUGAUUCACAAUUGAACUCUAAGCGGAUACACACAAUAUCUUCUAACACUACAAAUGAAUAUCAUCCUAGAGAAGAACACAAUAAUAAAUCGGUAGAAAGCCAUGGCGACUACCAUCAUUCAUCAUUAUCAUCAACAUCAAUAACAACACCAGUGAACGAAGUGAAAACAACAAUCAAUUUCAUAACAUUUAAAAUAUCCGAUUGUUACCUACAUAAUCCAUCUAUGCAUUUGUACGAGAAAUUCCGUCUACAGUUUACAUUUCGUACAUCUCAGGAACACGGUUUAAUAUUAUUCAACUCAGAUAAAUAUGGUGUUGAUUUUUUAGCAUUUGAAUUAAUCAAAGGUUAUUUACAUUUCGUCUUCGACAUGGGAAGCGGAUCUCAACGUUUUGCAUUGACUGCAUAUAGUGUUACAGAUUCUAACUGGCAUAAUGUGGAAUUGUUUAGAAAAGAUCUUGAAAAUAAUAUACUCCAAUUAUAUAUUGAUCGGAAUCAAAGUAUUGAACAAUCUUUGAAGAUACCCGUUUUCAAUGGUGACAUUGCAAGAAAUUUCAAUUUAAAUGAUCCACUAUAUAUCGGUGGUAUAUCUCAACUUGUAUUCUUGAAAUGGAGAGAGAAACUUAGUUCAUACCAUGGAUUUCAGGGUUGUCUAGGCAAUUUCUCUAUAAAUGGACUACCUCCAUUUGAUUUAUUAAAUAUGGCUAAGUUAAAAUAUGCGAAAAAUUGGACAUUACCUGUCUGCCGAGAUCAAAUCGUGGACAAUUGUCAUUAUCGACCGAAAGGUGUAUUGAACUGUAAUCAAAUUCAACGUAUUCAAAAUCAUUCAACUAUUACAAGAACAAAUAAAAAUGUUGAUGGAGACAAUGAUAAUAAUAAACUAUUUCAACCAUAUUGCUUAAAUGAUGGAAUUUGUUUACAUACAUGGUUAGGUGUUAAGUGUGCCUGUGAAUUGACUACAUUUGAUGGGCAUCGAUGUAUAAAAGCUGGAACAACAUUUGCAUAUGGUGUUAAGUAUGAUACAACUAUAAGUUAUAAUUUAUCAAAUAAUAUCAAUCAAACAAUUGCUAAUGAUAAUGAUCAUAUUGGUUAUUUACGUUUAAUUUAUACAGAUCGUGUAAGAAAUACAAGACAAGAUGAAUUUGUACUUGGUAUUCAAACAAUUUUAACAAAUUUAACUUAUAAUAAAAACCAACACAAAAAUAAUGAACAAAUUUCUCAUAAUUACAUAACCACUUUAUUAUUUGUUACUAGUUUAACACAAAUUGGUGAUUUUAUACAUUUAUUUUUAGAAUCAGGUGUAGUGCGGCUUAAUUAUAACAUGGGUGGAGGUGUGGUUCACAUCAGUGGACCUAAUUUCCCAAUCAAUGAUGGAUUUUAUCAUCGAAUCCGAGGCUAUCGUGUCGAUCGUCAGAUAAUUCUUGAAGUAGAUGACUCAAGACAUACAUAUGAACUAAACAGUAUAUAUGGGAAACAGUUCAAUAAUCAAAAAGUUAUUUGGCUUGGACAUGCACCACGAUUAAAUAAGACGGAUUUUUUUCGUGGUUACAUGACUGGUGUUUACUAUAAUGGAUUACUAUUGCAUGAUAUAGCUGCCGGUUUAUCCUACUUAAUGUAUAUACAUGUGACACGAUUUGGAAAUGUGAAGCAUACACCAAAAUUUCAACCGAAAUUACUCAAAUCUGACUACUAUAAAGAUUCAUUGUUAUUUCUUGAAGAUAACAACUAUACUUUAAGUUCAACAUAUUUUUUUAAUAGUGGAGUAAACUACGUGAAUCGUGAUGAACCAGUUAGUGAAGAGAUAACAAAACAAAUCUUAACCAAUUCAUUACCAUUUCACUUUUAUUCUAAUUCUUCCUCUUCAUUAUUAUCAUCAUCGGACUAUAAGUAUUUUAAUAACAAUAUUUCUAAUGAAUCUAUACAGUCAGAUAUAAUUCAUUCACAGACAAAUUAUUUACAAUAUAAUAAAUGGAAAGUGUUUAAAACAAUGAGUCGUUUACAUGAACAAGUUAAUAUUUGGCUGUUAAUUAGUUUAGCCGGUGCUGGCCUAAUAAUGUUAAUCUCAGUUACAUUUCUAGCUUAUAGAUGUCAUCGUAAUAAACAUGUAAAUUCACAUUGUUCUAAAUUAACUGAAACAAAGCAAAUGAGUCAUUUACAUCAAUUCUCUCCGACAUCAGUUACUUAUAGAACUGCUUCAGUAGGUUCUUUAUUAAGCAUGGAUGAUAUAAGAUAUACUAUGAUAUCUAAACGAUUAAAACAAAAUCAAGAACAAUUAUCAUCAGUUUCAGAUGAUCAAUCACAUUCACUAUGUGAUCGAACAUCAAUUAGUGGAUAUAAAAUCAAUUAUUCUAAUACUACAGUAACACCUUUUAUCUUAGUAACUGAUUCAAUAAAUUUACCCAGAAAAUCAUCAACAGGAAUAGAUCAAUACAAUUUAAUAAAAACAUCUUUACCUAAAAUAGGUUCAAUGCAUUUCAAUGUUAACGAGCUUCCAAUUAAAACAUUUGAACAAUAUAUACCAGAUAAAUAUUUAAAAGAUAAUGAAUAUAAAGUUGUUUUAAAUGUUUCUGAUAAUGAUUAUUUAAAUACACAUUAUAUACAUGGAUUUAUUGAUACAUUAAAUAGUGGACAAUUCAGUACAGGUUCUUCAAUAGAAACAUCGCAAAUGAUGUAGUAUUCAAAUGUCAAUAUACUAUAUAUUAAUGAAAUUCUGAAUCAAGUUUAUUAUGUUAUGAAGAAAUGACAAAUACCUACCAAUAUAUGAUCAACAAUCUAAAUAAAGAGGGUAUUAUUUUUAUGUAGAAAGAAAGAUUUCCGGUAUGUUAGCUCAUUUUUAUAUGAAAUAUAUAUAUAUCUAUCAAAAUGACUUUACAUCAUUUGCUCUGUAUGCAGCGAUAAACAUUGUAAAUAAAAUUAUACUUCAGGUA